AUGUCCUUCAAAGAGAUCCUGGAUACGUGCAACAUAUCUUGUAUGAUCGUUUUGCUCACUGAUAAUCAUAUGAACGAGUACAUUCACAAAGCCGACAACAUUAUCACACCGCUCACAAACUUUACAGGUUCUACAGCCACACUUCUCAUUACCGGCGACCAGAAUUUCUUGUAUACGGAUGGCCGUUAUUUCAUACAGGCUGAAAAAGAGCUGAACAAAGAGUUCACUCUCCAAAAAAUUGAUGUUGAUCCAAGCUACCUAGAGUAUAUAAAGAACAAUAUUGUUGGAAACAUAGGAGUGGACCUGAACAGGAUAGAUACAGAAACAUACGAGACGAUCAAAGACGCGUUGGUGAACCAUGAGAUAUUACAUGUCAAGAAUGAUCGUUUUUGUAAAUAUGGUGAAAGAGCAUUCAACGACACGAUAGAUCUUGAAAAGAUAAAAAUGAGAGACUGCAUAUGGAUAUUUGGAGAGAAAUACACCAGAAAACUUGUGCUUGACGUUCUGAAGCAGAAGGAAAAAAGUGAUUCGAUAGAAGAUAUACUGAAGAAAAGCUGCAGAGUAAACAGGAGAGCAAAGCAAAAAAAUACUGAUCAAUGUAAACGAGUCACCAGUAAAAACGAUGAUACAUCCAGCAAUCCUUCGGAAGAAAUACUAAAAAAGUGGCAUUUACCUGAAAAUAUCGAUGAUAUCUCAAAAAAGCCAUCCGAUGAGUCUAAAACCGAGCAACAAAUCAUUGACGACAUCCUUGAUAGCAACAUAGUAGGCAUUUCUACCGAUGAAAAGCUUACCUUACUGAGAAACUCGCUUGACGACAAGGAAUGCAUGAUUAUGUCAUCAAUGGAUGAAAUUGCUUAUUUACUCAAUUUGCGUGGCACUGAUAUUCCGUACAAUCUUUUAUUUUUCUCCUACAUGUUUGUGGAUAAGAAAGAUGCAGUGCUGUUCACUAACAGCAAAAACAUAAAGCGUAACAUUUGCAUACGAGGCUAUGAUGAGUUUGACGAUUUCUUGGACACCUUCUGUAAUAACACAGGGGACAUCAAGCUUGUAGAAUAUAGCAGGGCAUACGUAUCAUCGCACGUAAACUCGGGCAUUUGUCUCAAAUUGGGCAGCAAAGCAGUGACAAGUGAUUUUGUACAAAAGCUGAAAAGUGUAAAAAAUACAAACGAAAUAAUUGGCGUAGUUCAAGCCAAUAUUAUGGAUAGUAUUGCGUUAACGCGGCUUUUCGUGUGGAUCAGACAUACGUUCCAGAAAGAGAAGGUUACUGAAAAACAAAUUGGAGAGAAAUUGCUUGAGUUAAAGAAAGAACUGAGUAUGAGUUUUAUGAGGAAAGUUACGAGUGACAGCACCGCAAAUAUGGAGGAUGCUGUUGUAAAUAGGUAUCUGGCGAAUGGUUGCUUUGUUUCGGAAAGUUUUGAGUCGAUUGUAGGGUCGGGUUCUAAUGCUGCAAUCAUACAUUACAAGGGGAGUGGUGUAGAAAUUGAAAAUAAUAAUGUGGUGUUGAUGGACACCGGUUCGCAGUUCCUGUUUGGUACCACGGAUAUCACACGAACACUAUUUCUUGGUAAGAGCACGUCCAAGUUCCGAGAAUAUUUCACACGUGUUCUAAAGGGACAGAUAAUGAGCAAAACGUUGAUUGCACCACAAAAUAGGUUCCUUUACAUGGCAUGCGGCAUUGCAAGAUUACCUUUAUGGAAUAUCAAAUGUGAUUACAGGCAUGGCACGUCGCACGGUGUCGGUCACUCAUCACUUGUGCACGAGUCUUUGCCGUUUGGAUCCGUAGUUCCACAUCAAAUGUUCAGUGUUGAACCGGGAGUAUAUCUUGAGAAUGAGUUUGGUGUGCGAAUUGAAGAUGUAGUCAUGGCGGUAGGCCAAGAAUAUUUGAAUGUUGUCGAUUUGACUUACGUUCCCUUACAGAGGGAUUUAAUCGUUAAAAAAAUGCUAUUGAAGAGUGAUAUCCGCUAUUUAAAUAGCUAUAACGAUAGGGUGAGGAAGGUUUUGUCACCCUUUAUGACCAAAGAGGAGAGGAAAUGGCUGAAGAAACAAACCAGAAAGAUAUGUGGAUGGGUAUAAUAAAGCUGAUGAAAUGAUCCUUUUGGUGUUUUAUGAGUGUCUUAGUUUAGACUGUAGGAUAUCAUCUAUGUUAAUUGUGGUUGGGUUAA
This is a messenger RNA of Vavraia culicis subsp. floridensis, 2162 nucleotides long. RefSeq lists its product as uncharacterized. Bases 1 to 2073 code for a protein of 690 amino acids. The transcript has a single exon. NCBI's taxonomy places the organism in Eukaryota, Fungi, Microsporidia, Pleistophoridae. The record is from RefSeq and is a predicted model, not a curated record.